Messenger RNA from Cyclocybe aegerita, 1377 nucleotides. Lineage: Eukaryota; Fungi; Basidiomycota; Agaricomycetes; Agaricales; Hemipholiotaceae. The record is from the annotation of a GenBank genome assembly.
AUGGCACUCUCUCGCUACCUUGCCUAUUUCACUGUUCCUGUUCCCCAGCCGCACAUGGAGAGUCUCCUUGAUACCUUUGGCUUGCCACUCCCUUGGUUGGACCCCGACCAACAACAAGACUCGAGUCCGAUAGAAGUCAUCCAUUGGGCGGAUCGAGUACACGUCAACGCCUACUUGCUCGUCGAAGAUGUCGCAGAGUGGGAGGUCGUCCGAGUGGAAUGGUGGAAAUAUUUGCGGGAAUUGCAACACGAAUUCCUUGUCCUUCACCUGCAACGCACUGGCAGCGAGGGGUCUCAUACUCGUCGACUUCGGCUGGAUCGCCGCCCUCAGACUCACGAGGAUUUGCGAUUCGCAACGACAAAUCUAACUCAGAGCGUACAUGGCAGGGGCCGACGAAAGAAGUUAGGGGCUGCUCUCCGUCAGGAACACAAUCGCCUCGCGACGCAAGGGGCCCGGGUACUGGGGCAGAGGUUCUCCGACUCAGCUGUGACCAUCAAGGCUUGGGACACCGUUGUCGAAACUGUGAGCGAGACUGGCCAGCUAGUUGACGACCCGCAACCCCCACAGCUUGUUGCAGCCUAUUCUAAUUUUGCUGAACAUCUCACUCUCCCCGAAGCUGCCCGAUGCGCCGCUAUUGUAUCGAUGAGAGCACCGAACUACCACGUCCUCCUUGACCAGUGUUACUGGUUCUGUCGAACGAUUGCGGGGGUCAUCGUUUUCAACUAUGGGCCCAGCCAGGAGGACCAUGGAGAGGCGUUCGACAACAGAGGCAAAUUUGUCUGGGGACGGGCAGAAUGGGGUUCCCUUACAUUGAACAAGGAUGCCGCCGGCGAAAUUGAGCUCUUGGCACGUCGGCUCUCUGAAGUGGUCGAGAAGGAUUCUUUGAGUUUCAAGAGGAAGCAAGAGAGGGAGAGGCAAGUAUGCGAGGAGAAUGUCCAGCGGCUAUUAGUGACGGUGAAAGAGGAGCUCCAAAUAGAGCGCGAGGCAGACAGGGAGGAACGACGUCAGGAGCGCCAAGGGGACAAGGAGGAACGGCGCCGGGAGCGUGAGGAAGACAAGGAGGAACGACGUCUUGAGCGCGAGGCAGAGGCGCAGAGGCGCCGAGAGCACGAGGCGGCCCUGGGGACAUGGGACCGGAGGCUCAAAGAGGACAGGGAGGAACGGCGUCUUGAGCGCGAGGCAGAGGCGCAGAGGCGCCGAGAGCACGAGGCAGCCUUGGGGACAUGGCUCCAAGGUCUCCAAGAGGACAGGGAGGAACGGUGUCAGGAGCGCGAGGUGGACAAGGAGGAACGGCGCCAGCAUCGUGUCGCCAUGCAAGUCUGCCUUUUCUUGAUGUUUGCUGCCAUCAGUUUCAUCGUCCUACACAUUCAACAUUAG